Phytophthora sojae is the source of this 1251-nucleotide messenger RNA. RefSeq lists its product as hypothetical. The transcript is spliced from 2 exons. The record is from RefSeq and is a predicted model, not a curated record. Lineage: Eukaryota; Oomycota; Peronosporomycetes; Peronosporales; Peronosporaceae. The coding region runs from base 1 to 1251 and encodes 416 amino acids.
AUGAGCCUGGCAGAGGACGCCGUUCUGCUGGACAAGUCCCCGUUCCCGCCGCUGCAGUUGUCGUACGAGGAGCAGCAGCACUGCCAUGACGUGAGCCUCCAAUUGCUGGAGCGAGUGCUGCGCAGCUACGACGAGCGACUGGCCGGAAUCACGCCGCGGCACCACGCGAAUCUCGACAGCGCGCGCUGGAAGCUCGAGAAGACGCAGGAGAAUGCGUCAAUGUACACGGAACGCAUCCGCCACGUUCGGUCGGACCUCCAUCUCCCCGACGACGUCUGGGAAGAUCCGAUCGUGCUGAUGAUGGCGGGGAACAUCGCGGCGCCCCUGGACGAGGUCAUGUUUGGGCUGGCGAUACCUACAAUCGAAGCGUUUAAAAUCCGGGUGUCAACUCUCGGGAACCAGGACCUCGGUGGCGCAAUACUCGCGAAACUAGUGGGACCGACGGAGGAGAAACCUUUCCAAAAUCUGUCGGUUCUCUACAUGACCACGGAGCUGCCGUGGCUCGUGAGCAAGGUGGUGAGACCAAGAGACUUCGUGCUGCUGUCGGCAUCUGGGGUCGUCACGACCGCAGCUGGGGAACGAAUUGGGUAUGAUCUGUUGCAGCCGGCGCCGCUGCCGCAGUGCGGACCACUUCCAAAGCCGAUGAUUCGCGGCAAGUACGUGUUUGGCGCACUGUAUCGACAGCUAGAAGACGGCACCGUUGACGUCUACGUGCAGCAGUAUCUCGAGGCAAUGGGAAACAUCUUCGACUCCUAUGCGAUCAGUUCCGCGUGGCAAGGAAUCCUGGGCUUCUUCAGCGCGCCGGUGCUUUCGGAGCACAAGAAGCUGCAGUGGUGCAUAGCCCACAUGAGAAGCGCACGGCGACGAGGGAUGACGCUCGACUCAGCAGCUGACCGACGCACUUGUGUGCUGUGCCUGGCCCCGGUGUGCGUCAACUGUCGCGAGGAACGAGUUUACAAGGUGGUGGAGCGACAUCCGCGGAAGAAGGUUUUGUCCACUCGGAAGAAGGAAGUGUUCGUCUGCCGGCCGUGUCUGGACUUCGUGCAGCGGCACAAGCCUGCCGAUAUUGCGAGAUACAGCAUCAACGACCAGCUCACCCCCUCGUCCGAUUCUAGCCGAGAUACUAACGGUAGCGGACCAGUAACGUGGGGCCUGCUGUACGGCGACUCCGUGCCGGAGUGGUCGCCAACGCGAUCCCUGUCGGUGUCGAGUCAGUCCUUCGAUUCGUUCAGCUGGAAUCCCGAACCGUAG